Molecule: messenger RNA, 706 nt
Organism: Gloeophyllum trabeum ATCC 11539
Lineage: Eukaryota; Fungi; Basidiomycota; Agaricomycetes; Gloeophyllales; Gloeophyllaceae
Exons: 3
Coding region: 1-528 (175 amino acids)
Source: RefSeq, a predicted model, not a curated record
AUGGCCAGUGGCACAUGCCGCCGCAAGGCUUUCUUCCUCAACAGCAUCAUCCGCAAAGCCACCUCUCUCAUGCUCCUCCCGGUCCACCCGGGCCGCCCCAUAUUAUGCCUAUGUCUCCCCCAUUCAACUCCCUCAAGCAGCGCGAGCUCCAUCUCCUCUCCUCCCUCAACCUCCACAUCCCUCAGACCUGUGCUUCCUGUCGGCAAUGCGUGGCUGAACACAGGUGCCAGCGCGUUCGUACCUAGACAGUCGAAGGUUUUCAUCAAGGCCGCGGACGGCAAGGAGGUGGACUUGCAGGAGCUCAGGAAGCAGCAGGCGCAGGCUGGAGCGCCCAUUGCGCUGCCGUCGCCUGCCAGUCCGCGCUGCAGUAUCGAGAGGCUGAAGAAGGAGGAGAAGUGCAAGAAGAAGGAGGAGGAGGCUGAGGAGAAGGAGAGGAAGGAGCGGAAGGAGCAGGAGCGGAAGGAGCAGGAGCGGAAGAAGAGGCAGGAGGAGGUGAAGGAGGAGGAGGAGCGGCAAGGAGGGCGAUGAAGCCGCCUCAGUUCUUAGCUCUGCGCGAUAUUACUGUACUCUUGAUUAUGAAAAUGUGUUCUUACUAGCUAUGGCCACGUUACUACCUGAUCCCUCCGGCCUUCGUACAUUAACACUAAAUUCUUGCGUCCUGGUACAUUACCGCUUAGUGAUUAUCAGGUCCUUGAUAGAUUCGGAA